AUGGAAUCUCAAUCACGAAUUCGGAACAGACAUUCAUUAGCAUUCAUUUCAGCGAGUGGCGACAACCACAAGAUUCGAUUCCAUCGGCACCUUGUCACCUUGUCAAGCAUCCCAUCGAGCAACCCACCAUGUCGUUUGCGGCGGGUAAUGCCGCUCGUUCGGCUACAGUCAGCCUACCCAUGGGCCAAAUAGCCAUGGUGGGGCUCGGAUUUUUCUGUAUAACGAAUCCAGAGAAGUUCUUUUUGACACUAUCGAAAGGCGCCCAGUUCUUUCAGGCCUUCUCGGCACAACCGAAUGGGCAUGCGCUACAAAAUCAGGCGCCACAACAACCCAUCAUCAUCCAUCAAGCUGCUCCUGUGGUCAGUGGAUCUACGGGUAGCAGUAGCAUGGGUAGGUUAUUUAUGAAACUUCUCAUGGGUGCUGGGCUCUGUUGGGGUUCCUAUGCUGUGCUUGUCUCGGUACUUCCAGAUGUUGCCAAGAACUUGUUGCCGGUCAAUCAAAAGGUCUUCAACCGAGCCGUCACUUCCUUGGGCCGAGCUAUCAUUAAUCUUAAGGAUACCCUCAUGGCGCAGAUCAAUACUCUCAGUCGUAAACAAGAUGACCUGAGUGCCAAACAAGAUGAAACGCAUGACGAAGUUCUGCAAGUAAAAGACAAUGUUCUGGACGUUCGCAGUGAUCUAGCUCUUGUACAGGAAGCAUUAGACUUGUGCCAAGCAUCCUUGACCGAAUCAGAACGUCGCACCUCGUACAUUGCGCGGGGUGUCCAACUUCUGACCCGAGGUGUCAGUACCAUCUUGCCCGAGGAUGAGAACUUGUUGCACGAACUUGUGCAAUUCAACAUUGCUGGUGACGACUUCCAGCAACCGACGCCUCUGCAGCAACGACGAUUGCAACAGGCUAUACAGCACAUUCAACAACAACAGCAACCGCAGCAAGGAGAAAACCAAGUGGCAGAGGCCAGUGCUGUCCUCAUUGGUGUUCAACCAACUCCCAGCUCGGAUCCAGAAAACGAGGUCCCUGCGACACCCGCCGCUGUGGAAGCCAGCGUUGGUCCCGUACAUGACCUAUUGAGUUAUGUUAGUGGCACUUCUCUUGGAACGAAGAGAUUCUCAGUCCAAUAGCUCUUGUCUUGGGAGUGAGUAACCUUGUAACCUUCUAUUGAGUCAUCUUUGGUAGGUAGCCUGAGAGCAUUCUUAACGAUAGGGAAGCAUGAUGUUGUGACAAGUGUGAUUACAAAAAUGGAAGUUCCGUAUACUCGGAUGUAGUUAGUACCGAUACCGCCGUAGGCUUGGGCAAUACGGCAGUCCAUCCACUUAUGAGUGAAUGCCUUUGAAGACCGAAGUGAUUGCGAGCCCAGAUUGGAUGAGGAUCGGUUCGUGGUGCACCGAUGCGUACUGGCAUGCAGGCAAGAACGAGCUUCUGGCUAGCUAGGAGCGAGAGAGGAGAGUACUGGGCAGUAUGGCUUUGGGGAGGCUGUGAAGGCUUUUUCUAAAGACGACCUUGCAAGGUUGGACGGGUCGGUGGUCCUUCCCACACAAUGGGCCGUGCCAUGGAGUUAUGAUUCAUGCCAUGACCUACUACUCGUACCGGCACUUGUAGUACAGUGGCGGUAUGAGCUAUAUAAACAUGGAAUUGGUAAUCGUCCAAAAGCAAGCAUCUUCAGGGGGCAUUCUCGGUUAGCCAGGACGGACAUCUAAUAUUGUUAUUAAUGUUGCACUUGUCUGUUCACAU
This is a messenger RNA of Seminavis robusta, 1731 nucleotides long. The record is from the annotation of a GenBank genome assembly. NCBI's taxonomy places the organism in Eukaryota, Bacillariophyta, Bacillariophyceae, Naviculales, Naviculaceae.